Messenger RNA from Mauremys mutica (yellowpond turtle), 2432 nucleotides. It is a transcript of the gene EPOP, whose product is annotated as elongin BC and polycomb repressive complex 2 associated protein. The transcript has a single exon. Bases 369 to 2432 code for a protein of 687 amino acids. Lineage: Eukaryota; Metazoa; Chordata; Testudines; Geoemydidae. The record is from RefSeq and is a predicted model, not a curated record.
GCUGGCUGGCUGCUUUUCGGAGAGAGGUUAUUUUCGAAGCGGAAGGUGGGGGGAGUCUUGAAGGCGGCACGAUGUUUGGCUUCAUUAUUUUUCUUUCUCCCUCUCUGCCUUUUUCGGCUGGGGAGGGGGAAGGGGAGCCAUCUAGCCCCAGCGCAGGAGGAGGAACUGGGUAUUUGGAAGAUGUCACGAACCAUUGACUGCAGCGUUUGAAAGGGAAAUCCACGGCGGCGCUGCUUCCCCCCAACACACACACCCCUCUUCUCCCCUUUCUUUCUGCGGGCUGGAGUUUGUGAUCGAGGAGCGGGAACGCAGAUGCCCUUCUCCCCAAUGACCCCUGGGGACCAGCCCAAGUGAAUGCUCCUUGCACCAUGUUCCUGAGCUGCGAAGGGACCUUCGGAACGGUGCCAGCCCCCGUGGGUUACAGCGGGGGAUUCCAGACCGGCUACCAAGAAAUCGAAGGCAUCAACCUGGGCUACUUACAGAUCAAUGGCACCCAGAUGUUUGCUUUGGCGCAGGUCCUCAGCGACCUGUUUAAGGACAUCCCCAGGACCACCAUCAGCAAGAAGAUGGAGACCCUCAAGAUCAAGAGCCGCCGCUGCGAUCUCCGGGAGCUCCGCACCCUCAAAGCCAUCCACUCCGUGCCCACCCGCGCGGUGAAAUGCUCGCUCAUUUCCAAGGCGGACCUGGAGGCGCUCUGCACCUCCUGCAAGAGCCUCAGCCCCAGGAGGAGGAAGAGGAAGAGGAGAGAGCAGCUGCUGCGGCCGGGCCCGCCGGAUCUGUUCGACUGCCCCCGGCAGCCGCUGCGCUCCUCCUGCUGCACCCAGGAGCCGGGGAGCUGCGGCGAGCUGGCCCCCGCGCCCCAUCACCCCCCGCCCGGGCUCUUCCAAAACUAUGACAAAGCCACUCGGGGCCGGAAGGGCUACGGCCUGGGGGGCCGCGGGGGGCUCUUCGCCGGCGUGUUGAGCGCCUACCCCCGGGACCUCCAGCUGCUCCACUCGGCAGCCCGCGGGGCGCACGGAGCCGGGCGGGCGCCUCCCCAGCUGGAGCCCGGCCGGCCCAAGCGCUGCUCCAAAGGGCUCUUCCCCGAGGAGAAGGGCCAGGGGGCGGCCAGGAAAGGCCGCCUCUUCCCGGGCUGCAAGAGGCAGGGCACCUCGGCCGGCUACUCCAGCGACUCGGAUUCCAGCCUGGACUUCGGGGGCUCCAGCCCGGCCACCUCCAGCGACUCGUCGGAGGAGGAGGAAGACACGUCGUGCAGCAGCGAGGAAGGCAGCUCCUCGGAGUCGGAGAGCAGCUCCCUGUGCAGCGGGGACUCGGUGCAGAGCACCCGCUACAGGCAGGCGGCUCUGCCCAGGUUCCAGCAGCUGCCCCACCCCCCCAGAGAGCCCAGCGGCGACGAGAGGCUCCCGGAGCCCCACAAAGCAGCCCUGCGCCCCGAUCCCAACCUCCUGCUCCUCUCCCAGCAGCUCUGGGCCAGGACUCUGCGAGCGUCAACUUUGGAAAGUUUGAGGCCGCUUCCAGCCCUGGGAGCCGGGGCCCAGCAGCAGGAGCCGGAGCUAGCGUGCGCAAAGCAGGAGCCCCCCUCCUCCCAGCCCUCCCCGGGCUGCAGCUACCCUGGGGGGGACCCACCACAAAAGGCGGGAGGCUGUGGGGAGUCCGAGCCCUGCGCCAAAGGGGAGGAUUUGCACAAAGAUGCCUCGAACAAUGCAGCCUCGUUAGGCCCCAGUGACCAAGCAGAGAGGCAGCUCGCUGCUUUAGCCGGGCGAUCUGCUUCCCAAGAGCCAGCCUUGGGCUCAGCUCCUCCGCCCUCAGCUCAGGAAUUCGCAGGGAGCCUCAGCCCGGCUCCCCAGAGGGUUUUAGGGGAGCCCAGGAGGGAGCAUUUCGACAGGCUCAUCAGGCAAUCCAAGCUGUGGUGUUAUGCAAAAGGGUUUAACGCGGAUGGGAAAAGUUUGCGGCCCGGAGGGAGGACGGAGCCGUGCAAAGCGGCCGAGCUCCAAGGCUCCGGCUCCAAAAGCGCACCGAGCCCAAGCCCCUUGUCAAACAAAGCUUUGAGAGGCAAUGGCUCGGAAAGGAAUUCCAAGCGCAGACGCCUUGCCAGAGGCGCUGAGGCAGAACGGCAACAAAACUCUGCUAAGGGGAGGCCACAAAAGACUCCGAGGAGGAAUGCCCCAAAGGGAAAGGCCCACUGCAAACGCCUGGCCAGCGCCGGGCCAGCGCCAGGCAGGAAUUCCUUCAGCCUCAUGGGCAACUUCCCCUGCACCCCUUCGCUGGUAGUGGGGGAGGAUGGGGAUCUGCGUCCCGCUGCCUCCCUGUGCGUAAAGAACUCCUGCGCGCUCUCCAAAACGCACCCGCUGUGGAGCUGGCAGGUGGGCGGCAGCGCUCUCCCCGUGCCCCCCAGCCUCAAAUUCCGGGGCUAUGGCCUGGAGGGUUUCUAA